GCCUGAGGCCGCAAAGCGAUCCCGGCUUCGUCCGGCAAAGAAUCUCGCGCAUCGCGGACCAUCCAAAACCAGCUCCUAGUUCGAGAUCUUGUUGCAGCCAUUGAAGCACCAGCUUGCUCGAUCUCGACGCUACAGCCAAGAUGUUCGCCACUUCCAUCCUCCGCUCUGCGUACCCUGCGUACAAGAGCCCCUACGGCCCUAAGUACCAGUACCAGCCUCACAUCGAUGGCAUCACUCCCAAGCAGCUCGUCAGAAUCCUCCCCACCGCCGCUGCUUGGACUGGUGUCGCCCUCUUCGCCGUCGUCUACUACGCUUCCGGCAUUCCCCGUCUCCGCAGAGACGUCCUCCAGCGCAUCCCCUACCUCGGCGAGAGGUACUUUGUCAACGAGAUCCCUGCCUCUGACAACCCGUUCUAAAUUAUCUCUUUGAUACCACGGAUGGCUUGGUGGGAUUUAGGGGCGCUGGGGAUUGUAUGUUGUCUGGUUGGACAGCGCCUGUCGUAUGACACGGCUUGUAUAAGAUAAGAUACAGUAUUUUAUAGACGACUACACAUCAAGCCACCGUACCCCUCCUUGUCGACAGUAUGUGGGUGCCCAUAGAUCUGAAAGACGAGUUUUCGACUUGACAUCAAAUUCUAGAACGUUUUUG
This is a messenger RNA of Neurospora crassa OR74A, 648 nucleotides long. RefSeq lists its product as hypothetical. The record is from RefSeq and is a predicted model, not a curated record. Lineage: Eukaryota; Fungi; Ascomycota; Sordariomycetes; Sordariales; Sordariaceae. Bases 141 to 416 code for a protein of 91 amino acids. The transcript is spliced from 6 exons. Gene Ontology annotation, biological process: mitochondrial electron transport, ubiquinol to cytochrome c.